Messenger RNA from Agelaius phoeniceus (red-winged blackbird), 4578 nucleotides. The record is from RefSeq and is a predicted model, not a curated record. NCBI's taxonomy places the organism in Eukaryota, Metazoa, Chordata, Aves, Passeriformes, Icteridae.
GGAACGAGUUGCACCAUUCGUGCAAAAAAUGGAUGAGAAUGCGAAAAUGGAAGAUUCCAUCAUACAGGGAUUGUUUGAGCAAGGGGUCUGCACACCUUUACCUAAUCUUUUAUUUGGAAAGUAACAGCAUUUUAUGUAUCUAACUGUGCCUUCUUCAGAUUUAUAGAUUAAAAGAUUGAGGGAUAUAAUUCCAAUGAACUGAUGAAUCAUUAAAAAUUUUGGAGUUGUCAAUCACAUGACAGCUUUCUUUACAGCAUUAUCACUCUCCAUCUUUUACUGUAAUUCUUUUUCCAUCUUCCCCAUACCACAUACUUCACCUUAUCUUUUAGUUCCUUGUCUUCCCUCCCUCAAUUUUUUUUAAUUGGAUGCUGGAAAGGCCAUGACUCCAAGUGUUGAUGGAGAAGAGAACCAAUAUUCCUCUGUGCCUUACUGGGCAGCCAUGAGGACUUACAUUGCCAAAAUCUUGCUGAUGAGUAUUGAGCUUGGGGAAGAAUAUGGAGGAACUGGAGCUUCAUUUUUUUCCAUCAUAUUGGCAGUGGAAGAAUUGGCCAAAGUUGAUCCAGCUGUGGCUCUUGUGUGUGAACUCCAAAACACUCUAACAAAUAAGUUGUUUACCACCUAUGGAACAGAAGAACAGAAGAGAACUUACCUGCCCAGGGUGUCCAAAGAUACAUUAGGGAGUUUCUGUCUGUCAGAGGCUGGGUCUGGCAGUGAUGCUUUUUCCUUGAAGACUCGAGCUGAAAAGAAGGGAGACUACUACAUUAUCAAUGGCUCAAAGAUGUGGAUUAGCUUGGCAGAAGAUGCAGGAGUUUUCUUUGUCAUGGCAAAUACAGACCCAUCCUUAGGCUACAGAGGAAUCACCUGCUUCGUAGUGGAUCGCAACACUGAGGGGCUUCAUGUGGGGAAGAAGGAGGACAAGCUGGGGAUCAGAGCGUGUUCCACCUGCCCUGUCACCUUGGACAAUGUGAAGGUUCCUGAGAGCAAUAUUCUGGGACAAGUUGGACAAGGCUAUAAGUAUGCCAUUGGAAUGCUCAAUACUGGCAGGAUAGGGAUUGCUGCACAGAUGUUAGGACUGGCCCAGGGGUGUUUUGACCGUACAGUUCCCUACACAAAGGAGAGAGUUCAGUUUGGGAAGAGCGUGUUUGAUUUCCAGGGGAUGCAGCACCAGAUUGCCCAGGUGGCCACGCAGCUGGAGGCAGCCAGGCUGCUGACCUACAACGCGGCACGGCUGGCGGAGACGGGCAGGCCGGCCAUCAAGGAGGCCAGCAUGGCCAAGUACUUCACUGCUGAGGUUGCAACACUGACAACCAGUAAAUGCAUUGAAUGGAUGGGAGGUGUUGGAUUCACCAAAAAUUUCCCAAUAGAAAAGUACUACCGUGACUGCAAGAUAGGUACAAUAUAUGAAGGAACUUCAAAUAUCCAGUUGAGCACAAUUGCAAAAUUCUUAGCACAGGAGUACUGAAACAUAAGGACUUCCUUGAUGCUAUAUAAAAAUUAUUUCCCUUAACACUAAUUGUAAACUUAUUUGUAAUUACAGAAGGCAUUGAUUACAUCAUAAAUAAGAAUACACUAUCACAGUGAAAUCAUAGGGAAAACCAUGAGUUCCCCAUUUCAGGAGAGAGAGUGAUUUAUGUCAAAUCAUGAAUUCCACAUUCAAAUCCAAACUUCUUUCUGCCUGAGACCCUUCCAAGCACUGGAUUUAGCUCCCUGAAGUCAUGCCAGCAGUUCAUCUCCACUUGGAGAUUUCAGAGUGAAAACAAAGGAACCCAAAUACCUGGAAUCCAAAUCCCUGGCAUUUCUGUUGAUCCACCUGGGAGAGCCAGUUUGUGGGGUGUGCUGCUGCAUUAGCAUGGGGUGCACAGAGAGGGAAUUGAUGCUUUCCUCUCUCCCAGGUGGAGUGCUGUCUGUGGAGCUGCUGUAAUUGGAGUCAUUUUUAUAGCAGCCCUCAGUGUGUUCUUAAGGAUAUCUUUGUAAUUAAGCCCUUGCAGCCCCAAUUUGUACUCCUGAAAGGUGGAUAAUAUCCACCUCCCUUUCCAGCCUUCUCAGCUGUUAAGGGUUUUAAUCUAAGAGCCUAUUUAUAGUUCUCCUUUCAUAAAAGGUUGAGUUGAAAUCUUUCUGAAAUGGGGUUAAAAAAGCUCUAGUAGUUCUGCAAAAGGACAGAUAUAAGCUGGGUAAUGGGAGUGCUGUGAUUCUACCUCCCAGUGGCCUUUCCACAUUCAAUGCAUUUUACAAACUUUAAAGGGAGGCACUGUUAAUUUGCAGCCUAGAAAUCCUUGCUCCUGGAAGUUAGUGGUUCUCCAGCACAGUUUUCCCCUUUUUUUAGAGACAAAAAAGGGCAGGGGGGUUGGGAAGUAUUUUAUUUAUUUGUCUCUGUUUACUCUAAAAUUAGACAUUUUAUUUACAGCAGAAACCUCUUCAGUGCUGGAGAGCUAAUUAACUAAUAAUCAAGAGACAGGAAGCUUAAUAUAUGAAAAAUCAUCCUAAUUGCUGUAAUUGGCAAUCUGUUUCAAGUGUUUUGGGGAGGGAAGGAUUGGUUUUCUGGUUUUGGCUUGACUUAGAGGAAUCUCAUUUUUAAAGCUUGCCUUUCACUGAUGAUUCACUCUGAGUGGAGCUUAGAACAUUACGGGCUGAGACUCCCAGAGGAUUUCCUAGCAAAACCAGGGCAAGUGACACUUAACAAGUGGGAUUUGUAAAACAAGCAGUGCCUUAGACAAAGAAACAAGCAAGGAUGAAAAGCACUAUUAAAAAGUUCUCUGACUUCAAAGGGAAGUAACUGCUUUAGUGAAUUAAUCCCUCUAUGUACACGCUUUGCCUGGUAAUGGGCAAAGAAUUAUUGUGGUGAUUAUCCUUGUGCCAAUAAAAAUGCCCCUCCCACAUCAGUUUGAUCAAGAGCUUUGAGAUUUACAAAAAUACAGGAGUAGGAAGGUAGGCUAGGUGGUUUCUGAAGUUUUCUUCUACUAUUAUUAUUAUUAUUAUUAUUAUUAUUAUUAUUAUUAUUAUUAUUAUUAUUAUUAUUAUUAUUAAUGCAUUUCAGAUUUACUUGCAGGCUUUCUUUCAUCUGAAUUGAAACAGCUGGGGAAAUUUAGAUUAGAAUUAAGACUAGUCUUAAUUCUUAUUUAGAUUAGAAUUCUAGUGAAUUAAGACUACAGACACCACAGCAUUUAACUGCAGUUAUUCUGCUCAACACAGUCUGUCUGUAAAUCCAGAAUAAUCAAAACCACACUGCAAAAUGCUGGAGCUAAUGCUGAUUGCUGUGCUGAGUUGUGCCAAGGUGAGGCAGCCCUUGGCUGCUGAGGUUUAAUCUGCUUUGCUCACAUGAGUGUCCACAGAAAGCAGGGUUUGGUUUUUGCUGUGAUCUCCUGGUUUGUGAUACUCUCAGCUUGGCAUCUGCAGUUUUGUGUGAGGCUGGCAAUACUUUACUGAUUCAAUACAGUGCCAGAAGCAAACCCUUUGUGCAGGAAAGUGCAGAGCUCUUUGAAGGACUGUGAAGGGCUGGAUAUCCAGGAUUAUGUAAAAAGACUUGCUUUGUGUAGAAAUGUGUCAGGUAUCCAUUUGAAAAAAUAACCAGGGGAAAAUGAGAUUAAUGAGAUUCCUGACAAUCAGAUAUGGGAUGCCUGAGUCCAGCAAACAACCUGAACAUCCUCAGCAGCAAUUCAGCAGUAGCUGAUGAGCUUUUCUUCUCAAUAAAGCAAGGUCAAACAUUUAACUAAUAUUACAGCUGUAAAUAUUUCAUGUCUUUGUUAUGUAUGCUGUAUUUUGUACACAGUUUUGAAAGAAAUAAAUAAUGUGUUGUAUUUACAUACAAAAUUUUGUGGAGGAGUAUGUGCACAAAUCAAUUCCAACCCCUGAGUAACUUUCCUUGCUGUUUUAAGGUACCUGUGUGGAGAGCAUUGGCUACUCUGGUCACUGAUUCUGGGGGGAGUCACAGAAUGGUUUGGGUUGGAAGGGCCCUCAAACCCCAGCCCUGCCAUCUGAACUCAGCUGUUUGGUUAGGAAUGAGGAGUGCUGUGCUGUUGUCCAGGAGCUGUUUAGAGCUGCCUGUGCUCCCAGCCCUUGUUCUGCUUUGGGACAGGCAUUUUUGGGUGCUCAUAAAUGGCAAUUCUACAUUUGGCACUGUGGGCACAGGCUGCAGAGCUGGUGUGGGCAAUGCUGGGAGGCUUUCUGAGCUUUCAAGCUGCUUUAUAUACUCAAGAUGUAUUCAAGAUAUAUUUUAUUAGUGACUUUUCCCUUUUUAUGCCCUUAGUCCAUCCAGUCUGUUGUCCUGGAACAGCAACUUCAGUAUCAAAUGUUGCAUGUCAGCUUCCCUGGUUAGAAGAAAGGACCUGUAUUGAGAAUGUAUUAAAAAGUGCCUGAAUUUUGUUUUUGACUUGAUACAAUGAUUGUAUGUGAUUUUAUGGUUCUCUAACAAUCUGUAAUUUAAAAUUGUUGCUAGAUCUUGCAGGUUUUGUACAGGAGAGAAUGGCUGUAUCAUGUCAGCUUUCUCUAGUUCUGUUCUGCUUGGUGAUCAAGGCAGAUUUCCACAGAAGGGUUUAAUCACUACUUGGGAAAUACUCAAAUACAACAUUUUGUAUCAUCUUC